AUGGCGUCUCUGCCUCCACAAAUACGGCGCCGUUUUCUCAGCACCACCACAACCAAUGUCUCAAGGAAAUGGGCCGUGAAGAAGGUGACGAAGUCCAAUUUUUCCGAGUCCCUGGAGGAGUUCAAGAACCACUUGUCUAGUUCCGACUUCGUGGCCGUCUCGCUGCAGAAAACGGGGUCGUAUUGUGCGCCGUGGCACCGCCCCCAGCCCUUCGACACCGUCGACACGUCGUAUUUCAAGGCCAAGUACGCUGCCGAGCGGUUCCAGCUUCUCCAGUUCGCCGCCUGCCCUUUCACUCUCAGAGCCUCUAAGCUCACCCCUCACCCAUACAACUUUGUAUUGUUCCCAAGGGAUGAAUUGAAGAUGGGGAUGCCAACUUAUAGCUUUUCAGUUCAAACAUCACAUUUGACUUCCAUGGCGGAAGAAGGUUUUGAUUUCAAUGCCUGCAUAUAUAAUGGUAUCUCGUAUUUGUCUAGAGCACAGGAAUCUGCAGCUAAAGUUCGGAUAGGGAAUCCGGCCGCCAUCAGCUGUGUAACGAACACUUCUUCAACCCAUACCAUUGCUGAUACAGUUUUCGUUGAAAGAAUUAAAUCGCGAGUUAAGCAUUGGAAAACUGCAUUUAAAAGCACAAAGAAAGAUGAUGCUCUGUUGAGUUCCUUAAGAAAAAUGGUAAUGCGAAGUGAAAUGUACGGAACAAGACCUUGCAUGGAUCUAGAUGUUUGUAGUGAACGUCAAGUGCAGCUUACACUGGAGAUGUUGAAAGAGUUCUCUGAUGACCUUGUUCCUUUAAUAAUCCCAGCAAAGGGCGGAGGAACUCAGGCUGUUCGUGUUGUUUUGACAAGUUCUAAAGAGGACAAGGAAUUGUUUGAGAGAGAGCUUCAAAACCUCGAGGAGGAACAAAACAAGAGAGUUCGUGGAUUUCGAGAGGUGAUCGAUUUGAUUUCUGCUUCACAGAAACCUGUUGUCUCCCACAAUUCCCUUAAUGAUUUCACAGUUAUUCAUUCAGAGUUUCUCUCUCCCCUGCCGAUUAAUGUAGAUGAGUUUGUGGGUUCCUUGCGCUCGGUUUUCCCCCACAUACUUGAUAUCAGCCAUCUGAUGAAGAAUAUUGGCCCUCUAAGGACGAUGACCAACAUUCAUGCAGCUAUUUCAUACUUGAAUAAUCAUUACUUUGCACCCAUUGAUAUGGAAAUUUCGCCUCAAGAAAAUGAAGGCAACAUUCAUAAUCUUUGUGUUGUGAAGAUGUGCUACUUUUUUGCAAAGCUCUGCUCCAUUCUGAAAAUUUCCGAAAAUGCUAUGGUAUCUAACAAUGCACUGUUGGAUCCAGCCCUCGAAGAGUACAAAAACAUUUCCGGCCCCCAAGAAUCAACCAAUGAGGAUGUCAGAGUCUGGACAAAGAAUAUGAGAAAGGUCAGCUGUGAUGAUUUGGUAUUCUUAUGGGGAUUCAGAAGUGGGAUGACUGCGGGGAUGCUCAAGAGCUUGUUGCACAAGUCGCAUGCCGUCUUCUCUGAAGAAUUUGAUGUUCGGUUAGUGGAUAAGAGCUGUGCCAUUGUUGUUUUCUGGGAACCCUCUUUAUCCCAAACUUUUCUGGAUGCCGUGAGUAGUGAAGAGAUUUGUGGUUCUUUAAGGGAGAUCAUUUCGGAGGGCCUAAGAGCAUCGAAUUAUGAAACUUACAAGAGAGUCUGCAGGUUAGGCUUAUGGGAGGCAGAUUUAGCAGAGUCCAUGGACAAAGCCUUGGAAGACUCGGACUGCCUUAUGGAAGCUACAUAUUCUAAUGACAUUUAUUGGUCUAGCGACUUUACGAUUAAUUUUGAUGACUUGUAAUAUGUAAAACUCCAUAUGUUAGAAAUGAGAUCAGUUUUGUUCCAAAA
Molecule: messenger RNA, 1868 nt
Organism: Pyrus x bretschneideri (Chinese white pear)
Lineage: Eukaryota; Viridiplantae; Streptophyta; Magnoliopsida; Rosales; Rosaceae
Product: poly(A)-specific ribonuclease PARN-like
Exons: 8
Coding region: 1-1821 (606 amino acids)
Cellular component (GO): cytoplasm
Molecular function (GO): 3'-5'-RNA exonuclease activity; RNA binding
Source: RefSeq, a predicted model, not a curated record